Messenger RNA from Asparagus officinalis (garden asparagus), 734 nucleotides. RefSeq names its product protein BASIC PENTACYSTEINE7-like. The transcript has a single exon. Gene Ontology annotation, cellular component: nucleus. Gene Ontology annotation, molecular function: DNA-binding transcription factor activity; sequence-specific DNA binding. Bases 208 to 726 code for a protein of 172 amino acids. Gene Ontology annotation, biological process: response to ethylene. The record is from RefSeq and is a predicted model, not a curated record. NCBI's taxonomy places the organism in Eukaryota, Viridiplantae, Streptophyta, Magnoliopsida, Asparagales, Asparagaceae.
AUUCAGUAGGCUUUGUAGACACAUUUCUUACUAUUUUGGAUCUCAAUAUCUUCAACCCGGAUGAUAUUUGCAUGAUAUGAGGGGUAAUUGAUGUGCUCUUUGUUCCUCAGAUGACUCUCAAUAUCCCUACUAUGUGUGGACUUAGUUCAUCUCAUGAGCUGAAAAGAAACCAAAUCUGAGCAUUCACAUUGUGAUCUUUCAGCUGAUAUGGAAGGAAAGGGUAGAUUUAGUGCGAGGAAAUGGGUGUUUUCCGAUCAAACAAACCCUUCUAAUUUGGCUAGUUCAGUUCCUGAAGGCAAUGCUCCUGGGUACCAGCCAAGUUUCCUCAAGAUGAGUGCAUAUACUAACAGAAGCUCAAUAGUGAACGAGCCUGAUAAUGAAGCCUCUUCAAUGGAGUUCCCUUGGUUUCCACAGAGAAGUUUCUUCUCUCCCACAAGAGACCCUUCACCUGAACACACAAAAAAGAACAAAGAGAUCGAAGCGAAACCUGCUAAGGUCAGAAUUGCCACUAAGGCACUAAGGCCUAAAGAACCAAAGAAGCCUCCAGCGAAGAAGAAAGGGACUUCAAUUUCAACAGGCAAACGAGAAAAGAGAAAUCAAGAUGCCACCAUUGAGGGUACAACACAGGAUUUUUCGGGUGUGCCAGCACCUGUGUGCACGUGUACGGGUGUUUCUCGUCAGUGCUAUAGGUGGGGAUCCGGUGGCUGGCAAUCGUACAUGUUGUAACUACGACG